Messenger RNA from Terrapene triunguis (Three-toed box turtle), 2929 nucleotides. It is a transcript of the gene MIER3, whose product is annotated as MIER family member 3. Bases 11 to 1666 code for a protein of 551 amino acids. The transcript is spliced from 13 exons. Gene Ontology annotation, cellular component: nucleoplasm. Gene Ontology annotation, biological process: negative regulation of transcription by RNA polymerase II. The record is from RefSeq and is a predicted model, not a curated record. Lineage: Eukaryota; Metazoa; Chordata; Testudines; Emydidae. Gene Ontology annotation, molecular function: histone deacetylase binding; transcription corepressor activity.
CGGUCCCAAUAUGGCGGAGGCUUCCUUUGGAAGUUCGAGCCCAGUUGGUUCUUUAUCUUCUGAGGAUCAUGAUUUUGACCCUACUGCUGAAAUGUUGGUACAUGACUAUGAUGAUGAGAGAACUCUUGAAGAGGAGGAAAUGAUGGAGGAGGGCAAAAACUUCAACUCUGAAAUUGAAGAUUUAGAAAAGGAAGGAAGCAUGCCUUUAGAAGAUUUACUGGCUUUCUAUGGCUAUGAACCUACAAUUCCAGUUAUAGCAGGUUCCAGUGCAGAUAGCUCCCCAAGUGAACUUGCGGAUGAACUGCCAGAUAUGACUCUGGACAAAGAGGAAAUAGCUAAAGACCUCUUGUCAGGUGAUGACGAAGAAACACAGUCUUCUGCUGAUGACUUGACACCAUCAGUUACUUCACAUGAAGCUACAGACUUCUUUCCUCGACCAUUAAGAUCAAACACUACGUAUGAUGGAGAUAAGGAAUCGGAUGGUGAAGAUGUUGAGGCAGACACUGGUAAUUCAUCUGAAGAUUUGAGGAAGGAAAUAAUGGUUGGUUCACAGUAUCAGGCUGAAAUACCACCUUACCUGGGCAAGUACAGUGAUGAUGAAAAGGUGUAUGAAAAUGAUGAUCAGUUACUUUGGAGACCUGAGGUGGUUUCAGAGAUUAAGGUUAAAGAAUACCUUUUUGAGACCUCGUUAAGAACUGGAAAUGAAAAAAAUAUUGGAAGAAUUCCUGAAGGAAUACACACACGAGACAAUGAACAAGCACUCUAUGAACUACUCAAAUGUAACCAUAAUAUAAAAGAAGCAAUUGAGAGGUAUUGCUCAAAUGGAAAGGCAUCUCAAGAGGAGAUGACCGCUUGGACAGAAGAAGAAUGCAGAAACUUUGAACAUGCACUUCUGAUUUACGGGAAAGAUUUUCAUCUCAUACAGAAAAAUAAGGUGAGAACUAGAACAGUUGCUGAAUGUGUAGCAUUCUACUACAUGUGGAAGAAAUCAGAACGUUAUGAUUACUUUGCUCAGCAAACAAGGUUUGGAAAGAAGAGGUACAACCAUCAUCCAGGGGUCACGGACUAUAUGGAUCGGUUGGUAGAUGAAGCAGAAGCCCUUGGUGGAGCAGUACAUUCUUCAGCCUUAACUUCUAACAGCAGAACAGAGCCCAUUCCUGAUCAACAGCUCAGCAUUCUGAACUCUAUCACUGCCAAUGACUUGACAGCAUUGACCAAUAGUGUAGCUACAGUCUGCCACUCUACAGAUGUGAACUGCUUGGAAGAUGCCUUUUCUCCUCUGGACAGCUUACCCCGAGCACCAGUUAAUCAUGUGCCUGUUGUAACAGAAGAGUUGCUUACCUUGCCUAAUAAUGGUGAAAGUGAUUGUUUUAAUUUAUUUGAGACUGGAUUUUAUCACUCGGAGUUAAACCCAAUGAACAUGUGCAGUGAAGAGUCAGAGAGACCUGCCAAGAGAUUAAAAAUGGGGAUUGCAGUCCCUGAAUCCUUUAUGAAUGAUGUUUCUGUAAAUAACUUGGGUGUGGACUUUGAGAACCACACACAUCAUAUUACCAGUGCCAAAAUGGCUGUCUCAGUGGCUGACUUCAGCAGUCUAUCUGCAAAUGAGACAAAUGGUUUCAUCAGUGCCCACACUCUACACCAACAUACUGCCCUUCACUCAGAAUGAUUCCAGUGGUGAACUACAAAAACAGUGGGUACUUAAUGCAGCAGCAGACUUGAUGGGAACUGUCAGGUUUGCUUAGUCUUUCACUGGAAGUUUGAACUUUAUGACAUCAGUGAUGUCUUUGUAUGUAUAGAACUAUAUCUUGAUUUAUCAAGAAUAAUUUCAUUUUUCAAUCCAUACGUGUGGAAAUGUCAUAUGAUGUUCGGCAGAGUUUGGGAUUAAGAGAACUCUGGUGCAGCUUUAAGCUCUGCUUCAAUUUUUUUUAAAGCCUGUAGACAGAGGUCACCAUCUCAAAACCAGCACAGAAGUUGUGAACUGAUUGAAGUGGCUUUUUAGUCUAAGUUACUUUUGCCGUAACAGAUGCAGUGGAAUAACAAUGUUUACAGGUACAGAUCCUGAUUCCUGCUCAAUGUAGCAUUUUUUUUUUUUUUAUAAAGGCAGGGAUGGGUUUCUUUAAUUUAAACUGCACAAAGAAGGAUGUUUUUUAAUGGAACCUUCUCUCAUGUGAUACUAAACUAGGGCACUUCAGUUUACAAAACAGCGAGUUCAUCUUGGUGGAAGCUAGCACAAGGGACUGUAUGAGCAAAGUGUGAAGACAUACACUUAGAUGCGGUUGCAAAAUUAUAGGCCAUGGCUACCUUACACAGAAGUAAUUAUACUGCCAGAAGGUUUCUGUGUACUUAAACUUAUUGGCUAAACAAAUACAUUUUAGAAUAUUGUAUUCUGAUGGGGUUUUGUCCACAACUUUUAAGAGUGUAAUGUAAUAAAUAACACCAGUUAUUUGUAUCAACUUUUUUCUGAGGCAGCUGAUGUAUAAAGCCACAGUCUGCAUGGUUUAGGAUUGACCACUAAAUGGUUUACAUUUGGGACACACCUUAAAUUGUUUGGAGCACUGCAGUUCAUUUGAGGGACUAUCUAGAUUUUGAUAUAGUGCAGUACAACCUUGAAGUAUACACUUGAAAACUUCCUUUAGCAUAGAUUGUGUUUAUUUCUUUUGGCAAGUCAUUGUCUCAAAAUGGCAUUUCAAUACUUUUCUCAAAUGGGAAUUGACAGAAGUACAAAUGCAUCUCAUACUCAAAAUUGUUUAUUCCAAUCAAUUUUUUGGUGAAUAUUCAGAUGAAAUUUUGGGUCACCAUAAAUUAUUCCAUUUAAUACCCUUUUAUUUAAGUUGUGUUACAGAUUCCAACAAAACAUAGUAUUGGUAUGUGAUAUGCUUCCAGAGCAUACAACUUUCAGGUUUGUGCUUUUUUUUUUUUUUUUUUUUUA